Ostrinia nubilalis (European corn borer) is the source of this 1721-nucleotide messenger RNA. Its product is annotated as glucose 1-dehydrogenase 1-like. Lineage: Eukaryota; Metazoa; Arthropoda; Insecta; Lepidoptera; Crambidae. The record is from RefSeq and is a predicted model, not a curated record. The transcript has a single exon. Bases 900 to 1670 code for a protein of 256 amino acids.
GAUGAAUCGGAUGAAAAUGGUGGUUGGUUGGUGAAAUGUCUACGUACAGUCGAACUUUAAUGAAGAUUUUUUGAAAUAUUUUUAAUGAGAAUAGUUUUUAUAAUCCCUGGAAUACAAUAAGUAUUCUAUAAUACCUUCUUUUUUCUAUGCAUACUUCGUUCGUCUUGUUUGCAUCACAGAUCACAGAAACUAAAGGGAUAUGUGACAAAGGGGCAGGGCCGGUGUGUGAAUCCUGUUUGUGUGAAUUUCUAAUGCGACACUGAGUUUCGAACUCAGCGCAUAAGUUAGCAUCUCUCUGUAUCUCUAUAGUUUGCAUCACGUCUUAAAUGGGUCUUGUUAUUCAUUACCUCAUGAUUUCAUGAUAUAUGACGUCCUCAUGUGCAGUGUUGUCAAAUAUUAGUGCUAUCGCUCCAAAGCCCCCAAAUACGUUACUUAACAUAACGACGUAUCUUUAAAUCUGAGUGACAAGAAAUCUGCUGGGCGGAAUGCAGACAAUGCGUUGGGGUUAGAGGGAAUUAUCAGAACAACAAUAUCUGGAUCGAACUGCCUCAAUUCCACUGCCGACCGAGGACCGAGGAAACUACUACAAAAACUUCUUCCGGCAGACAAAAUCUGAGAUUCGAAGCCUCGGGCAGAAGCUAGUUUUAAAUAGGUAAACCAAAAUCAAUGUUUUAAUAAUACCACCAGCUUAAUAGCUGAAUCAUUAAAUUCAGAAAUAAAUUAUUGUCAUUAAACAACCUUGCUAGAUCAGACUAUGUUACUAUUAAAAAGAUAAGAUACCAUUAUAUGUGUAGUAGAUAUGAUAAGACAGCUAACUGAUGACUAGUAAAGAGUGGGUGUUUGUGAAUUGAAAACGUAUAAAUAAGUACAGCGGCACAGAAAUAAUAGUCAUAAGCAAGAUGAGUUUCAACAAUAAAGUAGCGUUAGUGACUGGUGCUAGCUCUGGGAUCGGAGCAGCUAUUGCUCUUAAAUUCGCUGGAGAGGGAGCGAACGUUGCCAUCGUUGGAAGAAACGCAGCCAAACUAAAAGAUGUUACGGAAAGUAUCUCGAAGGUUGGUAACAAGCCUCUUGUGAUCACCGCCGAUGUCACCAAGGAAAGUGAUGCUCAAAGAAUCAUCAACGAUACAGUAAAACAUUUUGGAAAACUUGACGUUCUGGUCAACAAUGCAGGAGUGGGUGGCAAUGCCAGCAUUACUGAAGCAGGAGCCAUGGCAAUAUUUGACCACGUCAUGAACACUAACCUGCGUUCCGCUGUCUACAUGACCAAUCUGGCUGCCAAGCAUCUUAUUGAAACGAAAGGGAAUAUAAUAAACAUAUCAAGCGUUGCUGGUCAAAUGGUGAUGGAAAAAGGAUUCGCUUACUGCACCUCAAAAGCUGCUUUGGAUCAUUUCGCGAGAUCGAUCACGCUGGACUUUGCGCCACAUGGUGUUCGCGUGAACAACAUUAGUCCUGGGCCUGUGUGGACCGAUAUCAUUGAAAAUAUGGGAGUCAGUCCGGAGAUUCAAGCAGCAAUAUGGGAGACAUACAAAACAGCAACUCCUCUGAAAAGAAUUAGUGAACCAAGUGAGAUUGCUGAGCUAGCGGCAUUCUUGGCUAGUGACAAAGCUGUUGGUAUCACUGGAUCAAUUUACGUAACUGAUAAUGGAGUUUUGCUAUCACGUUCAAAGUAAUUCACUUAGACAAAAAUAUAUUAUAUUAAUAUACUUAAGAUAACUUAAUAA